UUUAAAAUAAGAUUUUUCUUACGCUAAUCGCUAUUUUACUGUAGGAUUCUUACGUAACGUAGCUUAUUUAACUUUAUUAAACUUAAUAUUAACCGCAACAAAAUUGAUUUUUUAUUAAUUAUUACAUAUAAAUAUUUUAUAUAUUACUCUUACUAUAUGAAAUAGUAUCUGUUUAAUAGUAUAUUCAAGACAAAAUGUAAAUUAUUGGUUCAAUUAAGUAUCGAGCAUAUCGAGUUCCCAUUCUCAGUCGCUGUAGGGAAGCUAUCCAACGCAAAGUUCAUCGAGUUUCAGAAAAGUGUAUCACUGUAUUGUGUAUUUCAUUAGUUCGUGUUUGUGCCGUUUACGUUGAGAUGCAACACGAACGUUUCGUCGUGAAAUACGUUACGGCAAACAAUUGCUUCGCAUAUUUGUCGGUUACCUGGUUGCGCCGUUUGGAAACUAAGGAGAAUGCGAUCGAAAUAUCGCACAAUGGAAGGAAAUACUAUCUUUCUUGUGUCGCCCGGAUUAAUAAUGAUGAAACAUUAUGUAUCGGGGCGACAUUUGCGAGAAGUUUAAACAUUCAAGAAGGAGAUGAAGUAUUUGUAUCUUCUAUGAAAAAUGUUCCUUCAUUAAAGAGUAUUAAUAUUGCUCCUCGCACCGCAAGUGAUCGCGAGCUUUUGGAAUUACAAAUAGAUAAGGUACAAUCAAACCUCUUGAACCAAGUGAGAAUUGUCGCGAGAGGACAGCCAAUCGUGGCGUGGAUCUCAAAAUUCUCCUCCGUGACUUUCAUCGCGGGCAAGUUGUUUAUUCUUUAUAAUGUUAUUUACAGUUAUUUGUUCAGGAUUUACUCCAAUGAAAUAAUGCUAUUACUCUCUUAUGUAAAUGCUAGAUUAUUUUUUUGCAACAUAAUUUUAAUAUUUUAAUAUCAGAGAGAAAAUUAUUGGACGCAAAGGAAGGAUCGAAAGAUUAAUUGAUUAAGUCGUUUGGCAUUAUUAAAAUAUUAAAACAUAUUGUGUCUUGAUAUAUUUUAAUAAAAUAUAUUGUUAAUAUAUUUAUUAGAGCAUAUAUCGGAACACGUAUUAGGGGGUCUGAAAAAAUUUUGCUAAAAUAGAAGGGGAACUGGUAUAUUAACCUUUCAGACAGUAGAAGACAUCAUGAAAUUUGUCUUGGAUGUAUUCAAGAUGUCCUAAGAUAUUUCUUAGGACAUCCUAGAUAUAUUUCGGGAUAUCUUGGUUUAUGAUUAUUAUUAAUGUUGUCUGAUUAUAUAUUUUUAUAUUUUUUUCUCUAUUUCCAUAAAUGCACAAUACAUGUGUAUUUAAGAAUGAAUCAUGUUAAAUUAUUACCGUUCUACAAAUUAUAAUGAAAAAUAAUUAUAAUAAUUAUAACAAUUAUGGAUAAUAAUUAUCCAUAUUUGUCCAGUUGACAAGUGAAUAACUGCUCCCUCUUUCCCUAAUCGCUCUCUCUC
Pogonomyrmex barbatus (red harvester ant) is the source of this 1444-nucleotide messenger RNA. RefSeq names its product peroxisomal biogenesis factor 1 (gene Pex1). Lineage: Eukaryota; Metazoa; Arthropoda; Insecta; Hymenoptera; Formicidae. Gene Ontology annotation, molecular function: ATP hydrolysis activity; ATP binding. Gene Ontology annotation, cellular component: cytosol; peroxisomal membrane; peroxisome. The record is from RefSeq and is a predicted model, not a curated record. Gene Ontology annotation, biological process: protein import into peroxisome matrix.